UAUGUACGCAAUGGAAAACUCUACUUUGAAGUGUCGGUAUAUGACAUAAGCCACGCAAGCGGUCAAACCUGGAGAGUGUUUGAGCGUGAAAUUAGCCUGAUCGAAACUAUCGGACCAAAGUGUUCUUCCUCGCGGAUCAGUAUGCCGAGCAUAGUUGUGUCUCCAUCCAAGCAUCAGGUAAUUCUACACGGUUUUGGUCCUGGUGAAUGUGCCAACCUGCUUCUAGUGUAUGAGGACAGAAAAACCAGAGUCAUUAGAGCACAGCAACAGCAGCAGGGGACUCCCCUAGUAAGCGAGUUUGGAUCUGCUCUGGCCACCAUCCCCAUAACAGACCCUCUCCGUGGUAAUUAUUCAGGCGAAAUGUUUUACCUGGUGUCUUAUGGAGGUUGUUCGUCGAAAUUCUAUUCUGCAAUCACACGCCGCUGCACGCAUUCAUGCAAUAACUUGCAUCGUUUACUCGUACGGGGACACGUCUUCGGCGAGUGGGAGUACAUUGAUUUUGAGUUGAAGAAAAGCAAGUACCCAGAAUCUUCAGUAUUCUCGAGGCUCUUCCAUGACAGUGCGAAUUCCAUGCUGUUGUUUGGUGGAGUGAAGCGGAAUGAAAGCACCACACCUUUGAAUUUCGGAAUCUGGAGAUUCAACCUCUCAUCGUUGGUCUGGAUAGAGGUGAUCAACUUAGACAUCUCGUUAAAAUAUGAUGUAAUGGUAGCCAGCUACAAGGCAGCGAAGAGCAGGUUCAUUAUUUAUUGGCCACGCAAGGGAACACUAAUUAUUUGCGAUGUACGGCGAAACAUCGCCAUCUGUGGAAAGCCGAAACACCUGAUGGCCUCGACUCAUCCUCAGUUUCUUAACUACCAAAUUUCGUCAGGCCCUGAACUUGUCUUUUUCGUUGGAAGAACACACAGUAUCAUAUCGACUAAAGGGUAUAAAAUCCGCCAACGGACCACAAAAGUUGACCGAAUGGAGUUAGCCCGAAUAUAUGUGUCAGAGCAUUUCCUUGGUUUUAAAACUGUUUCCUCUGCAAAGAAAGUUCCCGGCAUCCUAGUACCGUCCAGUUCCGUUGGCAAGAUGAGAUACGUGUUCUUUGGAGUGGGAACACUAAGUCUUCAACUGUCUAGUCGAACUGCCAUGGCUGUAUGGAUAUUGCACAACGUACCAGGGUCCAGGACCGAUUUUGUCUACACACUGUUCUACCCACGCCCAGCGCCUCCUAUCCCUCAACGCAAAUGUCAUACCGUAACUUUGGUGGCAAAUGACACAGCAAUCCUGUACGGUGGCUCUAGUCUUGUUGCACACAAGUUAUCACCUAUUGGUACUGUGGAUAAGACCGACCCAAAUCCUUGGUGCUAUUCUCUGCAGAUGCACGCUUGGAUAAAAGGUAAUGUCACUGCGUCUAGGUUCCCGCCUCCCCGAACACAGCACAUAGCAUUCCAAUACAACUCAACCACCAUUGUCGUCCACGGUGGACUAGUCAGCAAAGGGUUUCGCAACUAUGCUUUAGGUGAUUUGUGGAUGUUCGUCCUUGACGAUGCGGAGCGCUGUCGGGGAAGGUGGCAUAACCUGACAGCUCAUGUCAAGACCGGCAAACUACCAAUACAACAUGGUCAUUCAGUAACACCUGCUGAAAAUGGAGUAUUUCUCUACGGAGGAGAGUUUCAAUCACCUUCCAUACUUACCUUCCUUGCCGUACUUUCACCAAGCCAAGUGGUAGUCCAGCCUAUUCCGAUUAGCCCCAGCAUUCCAAAUCGCUGGGACCAUAGUCUUUCAUAUUUCAGCAAUGAUUUGAUUCUACUGGGUGGCAUGCACGAGAUUGGUGGCACUCAGACGGAGGCAGAAUGGGCUCUGCUGAUGUCCGUACAAACAAAUGAAACUUCUACCGUGGUUACCUGGACAAAAUUCUUUAAAGCCAGAAUCUGGUCACAUGCUGUGCUGGGGGAUAAGAUUUUUGGUGGUUUAAGAUUCCCCGUUAAUGACAUUUUCAAAGUCAUCAUUCUCAACACCACUGGUUUGUGCCCUAUUGGACAUGCACGAGAUCGACGCAAUGCAUGUCAUCCAUGUGCCAUUGGGUAUUACUCAGCCACUCUUCAACAAGAGUGUACUAAAUGCAACCAAUCACUAACAACCACCGUCGAGGCAGCAGCUGACUGUGUUCCGAAAGGCCCAUGCAAUGGCAACACUUGCAAUAGACAUGGUGACUGUAUCGUCGACGAGGUAAACUUCAAACAUCUCUGUGUUUGCCAAUUCGGAUAUCUUCCCGAUGAUGACUGCAAAACACCAUCCAUCUACCUGGCCUUGAUGGCAGCUCUCGUUUUCACGUCCACUCUAACUAUACUCACCAUUGCUCUCAUUCAGUUCUUGAGGAAGAGAAGAGCCCUCAAUGCCAAGGAAAUUGAAUUAGUCAACACCAACCGUGACCUCUACCGUUCCAACCGAAAACUCAGUCAAAUUGAUCAUGGAACAUGCAUUGCCUGGUCGGAUCUGAAGAUCAAGAAACAACUAGCUACUGGGAGAUUCAGCGAAGUAUUCCUGGCAGAGUUAGGCGACAUGGCUGUUGUGGUUAAACGACUUCCAAAAUUUGUUGCCACUCCGUCACCUUACGAUUCCUUUAUCCGAGAAGCUGAAGUUCUUCGAACAUUACGACACCUCAAUAUUGUCAUGUUCUUGGGAGCAGGAAAAGACAAAAUAUCUGGCCGGCCAUUUCUAGUGAUGGAAUAUUUACGACGAGGCUCUCUCUACGAUGUUAUCCACGAUGAAUGCAAGAUUAUUGAACACAUCGAUCGUCUCCGCUUUUCCUUGGAUGCUGCACGCGGAAUCAAGUACCUGCACAGUACAAGUCCUCCAAGAAUUCAUCGUGAUAUCAAGUCAGCCAACAUGCUGGUCAGUGAUAAAUGGGUGGUGAAAGUAGCUGACAUGGAGACAACACGAUUUCUUGCUAUUCUACAAGCUAACACUAAGCCAAAGGAGACCUCGCCCAGUGGUGCGAACGGACAAAUGGAUCGCCCUACACAAACUACAUCCUUCACAGGCCAGCAAUCUGAUCUCCUGACAACACCCCUUCUAGCUACCACAGUGCUCAGUGAUGACAGCCAUGGCAAUACUCAAGACAGGCACAGAGACACAGAGGGUAUGACAUCGCGUAUUGGAAUGACGUGUGGAGUAGGCACUGAUCGCUGGAGAUCACCUGAAUCUAUCAAGAAGAAUCUCUACACGGAGAAACACGAUGUUUACAGUUUUGGUGUGGUGAUGUGGGAGCUGAGCACUCGUCAGAUACCCUAUGGACAUCUGCACAACUCAGAUGAUGUACUUGAUGAAAUUGCCGGUGGUAGCAAACUGAUCUUUCCACCCAGCAUCCGCUAUGCAUAUCGUCAUCUUGCUGAACAGUGCAUCAAGACGGAUCUUGAAGAACGACCAUCUAUGCAUCGCGUAGUCCACGAGUUGACCUCACAAUUGGAUUCCAUUUGAAUAUCACAACGCGGAGUGAGUCAUCUACAUACAUUCGACUUCACUGUAGGAUGCUGAUGACCAAUUGUUUAUCUACGUUAUACCUUAUAGACUUAUACUUACUUUUUCUUGCACGGAAGAUCAACACCGCCAGGUACUAGUGGGCACACGGCUUUACAUUUCUGCCAGACCGUUCUUGAUCCACAAUGGCAGAAUCUGGGUGGGAGCAGAAUCCUGCAUGCCUCGUCAUGUGAAUGCCAGCUAGAGAACUGGCCUUGGGAAUGUCCCGUAGUAAUGCGUUGGUGGAUUUGUAACAUGUCACCUGGCAGUCUUUUAAAAUUCUUCUCACUCUCACAGCGCAGAAUCUCAGUACUUCACAAGUAACCCUUUCACAAUGAAAAAUACCAAAAAAAGAACCCAUUCUGUAUCUGUGUGGCUUCGACCCUCGGCUCAUUCAUGCAUUCCUAUAGCCAGCAGUCGUUCCUAUAGCCAGCAGUCGUUCCUAUAGCCAGCAGUCGUUCCUAUAGCCAGCAGUCGUUCCUAUAGCCAGCAGUCGUUCCUAUAGCCAGCAGGCAUUCCUAUAGCCAGCAGUCGUUCCUAUAGCCAGCAGUCGUUCCUAUAGCCAGCAGUCGUUCCUAUAGCCAGCAGUCGUUCCUAUAGCCAGCAGUCGUUCCUAUAGCCAGCAGUCGUUCCUAUAGCCAGCAGUCAUUCCUAUAGCCAGCAGUCGUUCCUAUAGCCAGCAGUCGUUCCUAUAGCCAGCAGUCGUUCCACGUAUAGGAUAGGACAUGCUUUUCUAGUCUCAACACAAGUAACAGUUACUACUAUUGCAUGGCCGCACGUGCUUUCGUUAUUUAAAAUGUAACACAACUCUCCAUGACACUUGCCGACAAUACACAUUGCACACAUGCUUCUUGCACGCCCACACAUAACAUAGUGCAUGGUUGGGAUUUUUUUCUGAAUCUGAUGGGCUAGGUGGAGCGAUUUUCCACAUCUGACCAGAACCCGCACAUCGUACUUAUGGUGUAUUUUGCAUAACUUGCUGCGGUACAUUGGCUCACUGCAGCACACACUUCAGACAACGGUGACGGGAGCAACACCGUAUGUUGUUUAGCGUGCUCCUGGCUUGAUGUACACACUUGAUAUGCAAUGUUCAUGAAUUUGUUUGAAUUUUCUAUUUGUUUCUACAUGUACAUCUCAGGCAUUGGCACUUUUAUUCUUCACUUUACAAAGAGCAGGCUUCAAAUGUUAACUGGUUACAUUGCAUUAGCAGCAGUUUGUUAUUCUUCAUCAAAUAUGUUCAUAUCAACUUCAUCAAGUCA
Messenger RNA from Sycon ciliatum, 4760 nucleotides. RefSeq lists its product as uncharacterized. The record is from RefSeq and is a predicted model, not a curated record. The transcript is spliced from 2 exons. Gene Ontology annotation, cellular component: cytoplasm. Gene Ontology annotation, biological process: protein phosphorylation; signal transduction. NCBI's taxonomy places the organism in Eukaryota, Metazoa, Porifera, Calcarea, Leucosolenida, Sycettidae. The coding region runs from base 142 to 3462 and encodes 1106 amino acids. Gene Ontology annotation, molecular function: protein kinase activity; ATP binding; protein binding.